AUGGUAAAACAUAAAGAUUUUAAGAAAAGUGAUUUAAUACGUAUAUUAUCAUCUAAUAUAAGUAAAGAAAGAAAUAAAGCUGUUAAACUUUUAAAAAAGUUUGAGCCAUUACCAAAAAAACAUUUAGAUAAUAAAUUUGAUACAAAAAAUGUUAUUGUUCACAAAUAUAAUGUUUUAAAAGCAUUUAUGUGUUGGAGAUGUGAUAAAGUAAAACAGACAAACGUUAAAGUUCACUGGGAUACAUCAGAAGGAUUGAAAACUAUAUGUACAUCUUGUCAUACCAACUUACUAUCUAUGAAAGAAAUGGAAAAGGUUAGAAAAGAAAACAGUACUAAUAAUGAAGUCUUAAAAAAGUUAAAUAAAACGUAA
Plasmodium gallinaceum is the source of this 369-nucleotide messenger RNA. Its product is annotated as conserved Plasmodium protein, unknown function. Lineage: Eukaryota; Apicomplexa; Aconoidasida; Haemosporida; Plasmodiidae. Bases 1 to 369 code for a protein of 122 amino acids. The record is from RefSeq and is a predicted model, not a curated record. The transcript is spliced from 3 exons.